Molecule: messenger RNA, 690 nt
Organism: Echinops telfairi (small Madagascar hedgehog)
Lineage: Eukaryota; Metazoa; Chordata; Mammalia; Afrosoricida; Tenrecidae
Product: DNA dC->dU-editing enzyme APOBEC-3A-like
Exons: 3
Coding region: 1-690 (229 amino acids)
Biological process (GO): cytidine to uridine editing; defense response to virus; negative regulation of single stranded viral RNA replication via double stranded DNA intermediate
Cellular component (GO): P-body; cytoplasm; nucleus
Molecular function (GO): zinc ion binding; cytidine deaminase activity; RNA binding
Source: RefSeq, a predicted model, not a curated record
AUGGAUCACCGUAUCUUUAUCUAUCACUUCAAAAAUGACCAGUCAGUUCGUGGGCGGCACAUGACCUACCUGUGCUACGAGGUGCAGCUCUUUGAUGUCCGCUUCAGGGUCCCCCUGGGCAUGAUCAGAGGCGUCCUGCAUAACCAGCAUCAUCCCGAUCCCCAGCGACGCUGUCACGCAGAGCUGUGCUUCCUGAUCAGGAUGUCUUCUUUGAGGUUGUACCCAGGGCAGUGGUGUCAGGUCACCUGGUUCCUCUCCUGGAGCCCCUGCCCUAGGUGUGCUUCCAAAGUGAGCGACUUCCUGCGAAGCAACAGGCACGUGAGCCUACGCAUUUUUGCAGCCCGCCUCCAUACCUACCACGCCGGCUACGAAGAGGGGCUCCGCUCACUGCGGGAUGCCGGGGCCCAGCUGUCCAUCAUGACUGCCAAAGAGUUUGAGUACUGCUGGAGAGUCUUCGUGGAUAACCACUCAUGGCCCUUCAGGCCCUGGAACAUGCUGGAAAAGAGCAGCCAAGCCAUAUCAGAAAGGCUUCAAUCCAUUCUCCGGGAAAAGAUUUCCUUCUUCCACCAGCCGACCUGCUAUCAGCCUUCAUUUGGAGUCUUCUCUCCCGGAAGAUUUCCUUGCCCUCCACAGACAGCUUCCUCUUGGUUCCCUGCUCCCCCGAGGGGCCCCCAGCACCAUCCUUUCUGA